Molecule: messenger RNA, 354 nt
Organism: Vidua macroura (Pin-tailed whydah)
Lineage: Eukaryota; Metazoa; Chordata; Aves; Passeriformes; Viduidae
Product: aldo-keto reductase family 1 member B7-like
Cellular component (GO): cytosol
Molecular function (GO): aldose reductase (NADPH) activity
Source: RefSeq, a predicted model, not a curated record
AUGGCGAUCUAUGUGCAGCUAAACACCACUGCCAAGAUGCCUUUUGUGGGGCUGGGCACCUGGAAGUCUGCAGCUGGGCAAGUAAAAGCUGCAGUGACAGCUGCCAUCGAUGCUGGGUACCGCCACUUUGACUGUGCCUACGUGUACCUGAACAAAAGCGAGACUGGGGAAGGGAUCCAGCAGAAAAUCAAGGAAGGUGUUGUGAAAAGAGAGGACUUCUUCAUUGUCAGCAAGCUGUGGUGCACCUUUCACGAGAAGAAGCUGGUAAGAGCUUGCCAGAAGACUCUUGCCAAGCUGAAGCUGGAUUACCUGGAUCUCUACCUCAUGCACAGGCCUUUUGGGUACCAGGUAUAG